AUGGCUUCUGAAUUCCAUUCUGAUCUUGCCGCUGACUUUGGUAGCUUACUUGAAAAUGCAGACGAUUAUAAUGUUGAAAUUCGAGUAGGAGAGGAGCCCAAUGUGAAGUCAUUUCAAUCACAUUCUGUAAUCCUGCGUGGACGUUCUCCAUACUUUCGAACCGCCUUAUCGAGUAGUUGGGCUCGAAAAGAUGGAGAAAAGUUUAUUCUCAAACAACCCAAUAUUUCGCCUACCGUAUUUGAAGUUAUACACAACGGAUCUAUUGACUUUAAUGCUCAGAAUAACCCUGACUUACUCGAGUUAAUGGUAGCCGCUGAUGAACUGGCUCUUACAAAGUUAAUAAAUCACGUCCAAGAUUACCUUAUAGAAACUCAAUGCUCGUGGCUGCGAGAAAACCUCUUUUCCGUAGUUCAUGUCGUCUGCCGUCAUGAACCGUGCUCACAACUACGUGAUUACAUUCUGAGUUAUAUAUGCGGCAAUCCGCAAGUGUUGUUCAAGUCUGAAAACUUUUGCUCGGUGGAGGAGAAUGUACUGUCAUAUCUAUUGAAGAGAGACGACUUGGAGAUGGAGGAGACUGAAAUUUGGGAAUCUUUGUUACAGUGGGGAAUUGCAAAUAUGCCGUCACCAUCAUCCAGUGAUUGUAAUAAAUGGAGUAAGGAAGAAUUUGCAGCUUUGGAGCGUACGUUACAUGAUUUGAUCCCUUUGAUUAGGUUCUUUCAAAUGCCUUCGAAUGAAUUUUACGAGAAAGUUAGGCAAAAUUUUAAAAAAAUCUUGCCAAAAGAAUUGAACGAAGAUAUUGUCAAAUAUCAUAUGAAGUCACCCGAUGUGAGUGACAUUAAAUCCGAGAUUCUGCCUCCCCGUCUCAUUCCAAUGGAUUCCACAACUAUAAAUACCAAGCAUGCUGCUCUUAUUUCCAGUUGGAUUGACCGGAAAUACGAUGCGAUAACUCUAAGCAAUUAUAAAGACAUGUCACAUGAAUUCCGGUUGCUUUUACGUGGCAGUCGAGACGGCUUUGAUGCACGGACAUUCCAUAGCCUCUGCGAUAGUAAAGGUCCGACGGUAGUGAUAGCCAAGGUCAGCAGAACAGGCGAGCUUGUUGGCGGAUACAAUCCAACGAAAUGGCAGCAAGCAUACGAUAGUCAAUACGUCAGAGCACACGAUAGUUUUAUUUUUUCGUUUGGAGACAAUAAUCAUUCUAAAUUGAGUCGAGUCAUGUUGAAUUCUGUUAAUUAUGCGAUCAGAUGGACUGAAUCGUAUGGUCCUUGUUUUGGAAAUGGCGAUUUGUGGAUGAAUCGUGCAAUUGAUGCAGCCUCCGAAAACAACAGAAAAUGGUCUAGUAGGAGAUCUUCGUAUGAAUAUAGUAUAAUUGAUAGUGAUAGCUUUGAUGUCGAGGACUAUGAAGUGUUUCAAAUUGUUAGAAAGUCCGCUAGCUGGUCAAAUGACACAUUCGAUGUGUCGUUAACUACUUUUGCGGUUCAAUUCUUUGCGGACGUACUAACGAGGCUCGGGGCUGAUAAGGACAAAUUCAACGAAUUUGUAAAAAGUGUUGAAAAAUCCUAUAACGCAGAGAAUCCAUGUAAGCACAAGUAUUUUGGUUAUUCUAACACGCGUAAACUCUUUGGACGGCCUUUCACCAUCAUUUCACCAUUUUCCCGGAUAGAUCACAACGCAUUUCAUGCGGGCGAUGUUUUACAAUCUGCUUAUUUUUUCACACAACAACAAAGGAUAAAAGAGAUUCUGUCUGAUCUGGAUGUAUUAACUUUGCUUUUCGGUGGGUCAGUAGACAGACUUAUUCUGAAAGUUUCGCCCUUAUUAACGGUUACAUUCCAUUUAGCCGCUCUAGUUCAUGACAUUGAUCACCCUGGACUCAGUGCAGACUUUCUUUUGAGAAUAGAACAUAAUACUGAAGCAGUGCAAAAGUUAAAACUGAAUAGAUAUUUCACAAGUCAUAAUAAUAGAAGGAAUUUUCUAGAGCAUUAUCAUGUAGUUUUUGCUUUUGAUCUCUUAUUUCAAGAGAAACAUAACUUUUUACAAUGUUUAAAUGAUAAUGACCUGUUACUAUUUACUAACCGUGUAACUGAUUUGAUAUUGAGUACUGAUAUGGCAGAUCAUGAUUUACAUUUGAGUGAAUUUCAGAAGAUUCUAUCAACUAACAGUGAUAUAGGAAAGAGUGAUGUUUACAAGCUGAGCUUGAUGAAGAUCAUCAUAAAGGCGUGUGACAUAGGUCAUCCAGCAAAACCUCUUGAAAUUCAUAAAAAAUGGAGUGGUCUUGUGAUCAAUGAAAUGCAAAUUCAGGCGGAAAAACAGAGACUGUUUGAAACUGGCCAGUUGCCAUUGAUGGACCAUAACAAUGAUAAUAAUAAGAAAAUCAAUGCGGAGUUUCUCAAACACAAAGUGAUACCGCUUUUUGAAACACUGUCACUAUAUGUACCUCUUGAAAUUCAGACGAAACAAUUGUAUGAAAACUUGUGUUAUUGGGAAUCCUAA
Messenger RNA from Paraglomus occultum, 2487 nucleotides. Lineage: Eukaryota; Fungi; Glomeromycota; Glomeromycetes; Paraglomerales; Paraglomeraceae. The record is from the annotation of a GenBank genome assembly.